CUCAGAGGCGGUCAAGUCGUGACCGGAGAUAUGGCAGUUUCUCGAAAUUGAGGGUCCGAACACCCUCGCGUGAUCUCACGUGUCAUUUCUGAGCUCAGCCCCAUGGAACAAUCAGGUGGAACACGGGCGGCCUCCCCCCUUGCGCGCUCUCACCCACCCGUUAUCGCUCGCCACCUCAACCACCAACUUCUCACUCGUUCUCCAUCGUAAUGGCGGCCACUGACGUUCUCUCGUCGUCGCCCAUGACGCCGGGCCAGCCUGCGCCCUGGUCGUCAUUUGAAGACUACAUCGAUCUGCCGUCGCCUUUGGCCACCCCUCGCCUAUCGAAUGCCUCUGUGACAGGCCCCCUAUUUGCCGUUGCACAGCAGCAACAACAACAGCAGCAGCAGCAGCAGCAAGCACCCGCGAAGCAGGCGAGUCAGGAAAAUGCGCCUCCCCCAGGCUCGUCGCCAGAAACGCUGUUUCGCUACUAUCUCGCAGCCGAACUGCGCCGCAUGGGUGCUUCUGCCGACGAAGCCAUUAUCGACAAGUAUGUCGCCCAGCAUUACAACAGCUUCACUCGCGCCGAGCGUCAGCAGGGUGCGUCGACCAACACUGCGUCGCCGUCGACGGCGGCCGCAUCGGCAAGCACCACUGCUGCGCCGUCCAGCGACAUCACCAUGACUCUUGCAGACCAACGUCAGCAGGUGUCGCCCUUCAAGGGAGACGGAUCAUUCGAUGGCGUGACGAGAAGCAGCGCCAGUCCCGCUGGCGACAUCAAUCCUCAUCUCGUCGAGCUCAGCAGCGUCCAUCAGCCAUUCACCGUCUCUCGCCUCUCUUCUUUCGGUCAAGCGGCUGCAUCGCCCAACAAGUCUAAUUCGAGCUACCGAAGCAACUCUGCGGAAGCCAAUGGCAUGUCAGAGGACGACGAGGAAGAGGUCGAGGAGGACGGUGAGGAGGAUGUGAAGCCCAAGACGGGCAAGUUCACUGCUUUUCGUCCCUCGCGCAUCGACAAGCCAUCACACGAAGAGGCACCUAUCCCUGGCAGCAUCAUGGGCCCCUCCAACGAGCUGAGGCCAGACCCUGAAGAGUAUCGCAAGCUCAGCAGCAAGGAAAAGCGUCAGCUGCGCAACAAGAUCUCGGCUCGAAACUUCAGGACGAGGAGAAAGGAGCACAUUUCCCACCUCGAGCAGCAGGUGGCUGAUCGCGAUGCUAUCAUCGAGGGGCUUCGACAGCAGCUCUCCCAAGUCACGGUGCAGAACAAGGAGCUCAACGAGGAGCGCUUCAAAAGGGUCUUUUCAACAACAACAACAAUAGCAUCAGCAGCAGCAGCAGCGGCGCUACUCCCGUUCAAGACGGACCAAUGGGCCCUCCUCCUCGCUCCUCGUCGUCUGCGUCUAUGAAUGAGCCCGUGUCGCGCUCCUCACGCCCUUCGACGCCCAACAUGAUCCCAUCGUCUCCCCGCCCCAUGUCGCCUCGUCCUUCGAUGGUCCGACGCCAAUCGCCGGCA
Messenger RNA from Acaromyces ingoldii, 1489 nucleotides. RefSeq lists its product as hypothetical. The transcript is spliced from 3 exons. The record is from RefSeq and is a predicted model, not a curated record. NCBI's taxonomy places the organism in Eukaryota, Fungi, Basidiomycota, Exobasidiomycetes, Exobasidiales, Cryptobasidiaceae. Bases 210 to 1382 code for a protein of 390 amino acids. Gene Ontology annotation, biological process: regulation of DNA-templated transcription. Gene Ontology annotation, molecular function: DNA-binding transcription factor activity.